UAAAAGUGAAAAGAAAAUCAAAGAGAGAAAGCCUAAAUCCUAUCCCUUCGGCAAUUUCCAUUGGCUUCUCUCUCUCCCACAAUUUUAAGCAAAGCUUCGACCUGAGAACUGAGUAGUUGGAAUCUUAUCUAUCCACCCUUUCUCAUUCUACACUAAGAAAUUUCUUAUUCAUCUCUGAUUUUAUCACUUCAUCAUCCUAUUCUUUUUUGUUCUUUUUUUAAUCGAAAUGUUAUAUGUGGUGAUUAGGAUGCCACGUGUCAUGACCCCAAACAUUAGGAUAACUCAAACUCAUCACCACUAACCAAACCAAAACUGAAAAAAGAAAUUAUGGAACUAACAUCCUUGCUUCCAAGCCCAAAAUCAUUAUUCAUGAACCAAACUUGGUGUAGAAAAGAAAGCCUUGAACCACCCAUUACUACACCACCACCAACCAUUUCAGAAAUCCUAGAGACCUCACGAGCUCAAAAAUUGGACCUUAGGCUGCAAACUGUCGGACCCUUUUUUAGAGUCACAGCCAAGAGCUUAGAAACUAAUAAUGAGUUGGGUAAGGCUGAAGGAAUUAUAAGGGUGUGGUUUGGAGGGAGAAUUCUUCAUUUGGAUUCUAUUAGACUUAAUAAAGAGACUCUUGGAAUGGAGAAGUCUAUAUUUGGAAUUGGUUUGUUUAUUGGAGCUGUUGCUAUUCGAUAUGGGUAUGAUUGUGGUUGUAAGAAGGCUGAGUUGCUAGCUAUCAAUGAUUCUGAGCUUUAUCAUAAAAAGCUUGUGAAAUUCUAUAGGAGAAUUGGUUUCAAAGUGGUGCAUGAAGUGAGUGGCUCGAGAUUGGAUGAUAUUGGGCACAUGUUGGUUUGGGGUGGAGUUGGGACCCGAAUGGAUGCCCUUAUAGAUGAGCUUCUUCUGAAAUGGUGCACCAGGUUUAAGCCUCUCAAGUCUGAUGCCUAGAAAGAAUUAUUACAUAAUUACAAAAAAAGGACCAAAUUACACACAUUGUAAAACUACCAAAUUGUUUUGUAAAAGUAAACUUAAUUACCAAAUGUAACAAUAUUCUGUUUUUGUAAAUGUUAUAAACACAGAUAGACUCGUCUCGAAUGCUGCUAAGGCAUUUUAAAUUUAAAUUUCUGUAUUAUUGGGUUA
Messenger RNA from Cannabis sativa, 1128 nucleotides. RefSeq lists its product as uncharacterized. The transcript is spliced from 2 exons. Lineage: Eukaryota; Viridiplantae; Streptophyta; Magnoliopsida; Rosales; Cannabaceae. The coding region runs from base 328 to 936 and encodes 202 amino acids. The record is from RefSeq and is a predicted model, not a curated record.